This is a messenger RNA of Oncorhynchus kisutch (coho salmon), 4649 nucleotides long. It is a transcript of the gene pdxkb, whose product is annotated as pyridoxal (pyridoxine, vitamin B6) kinase b. The record is from RefSeq and is a predicted model, not a curated record. Bases 332 to 1267 code for a protein of 311 amino acids. The transcript is spliced from 11 exons. NCBI's taxonomy places the organism in Eukaryota, Metazoa, Chordata, Actinopteri, Salmoniformes, Salmonidae. Gene Ontology annotation, molecular function: pyridoxal kinase activity. Gene Ontology annotation, cellular component: cytosol. Gene Ontology annotation, biological process: pyridoxal 5'-phosphate salvage.
UAACAUCGUAAAGGACUACGGGUGGUUUGCAUAGAAGCAACACGCUUUUUUCUAUUUCACAAUAUUGCUGUCACGUCCGUUCCAUUAUUGCGCUUGUGAUGUCAGUGGAUUUAGGUGCCCGUCACGAAUGCCUGAAGAAUAACGAUGUGUCUCUUCAAUGAGCGUUUCUGUGUGGGUUCCAUGUCCUUCAGUUUAGUGGCUGGAUUCUGAUUUUACCCUCACUGAAAACACCUUGGAUUGUGGACUCGGGAUCGCUGCUUUACGUGCAGCCCUGAACACAAAACCUGCGUUUGUUUUGCGCGGAUUGUGUAGCGUGUUUUAUUAUAACUUCAUGCACGAAAUGGAAUGCAGAGUAUUGUCAAUUCAGAGUCAUGUUGUCAGGGGAUAUGUUGGCAAUAAAUCGGCAUCAUUUCCGUUACAGGUGCUGGGGUUUGAGGUGGAUUCAAUCAACUCGGUACAGUUCUCCAAUCAUACAGGCUACUCUCACUGGAAAGGCCAGGUGCUGACCGCGGACGAGCUGCACGUCCUCUACGAGGGGAUCAAGCUCAACAACGUCCACCACUACGACUAUGUUCUCACAGGGUACACUCGAGACACUUCCUUUCUGGAGAUGGUUGUGGACAUCGUACAAGAGCUGAAGAGGGCCAAUCCUAACCUUGUGUAUGUGUGUGACCCGGUGCUGGGGGACCAUGGCUCCAUGUACGUUCCAGAGAACCUGCACCCAGUCUACAAGAACAAGGUGGUGCCAGUGGCCGACAUCAUCACACCCAAUCAGUUUGAAGCAGAGCUCCUGACAGGGAAGAACAUUAGCACAGAGAAAGAUGCAGUGGAGGUGAUGGACCUGCUCCAUAAGAUGGGUCCUGACACGGUGGUCAUCACCAGCUCUGACCUGCCCUCGCGUCUGGGUGACCGCUUCCUUGUGUCCCUGGGCAGCCAGAGGACGUUGAUGCCUGAUGGUACCAAGUCCACCCAGAGGGUUCGUAUGGAAAUCCCCAAGGUGGACGCUGUGUUUGUGGGGACAGGGGACCUUUUUGCUGCGAUGCUGCUGGCCUGGACUCACCACUACCCCAACGACCUCAAGACUGCAUGUGAGAAGACUUUCUCAGUCAUGCAUCACGUUAUCAAGAGGACCAUCUCCUAUGCUCACGAUUUAGCAGGGCCUGGCCGAAAACCCAGCCCGCCUCAACUGGAGCUGAGGAUGGUUCAGAGUAAAGCAGACAUUGAGGACCCCGCCAUCGUGAUGGAGGCUACUGUCCUAAACCUAUAGAGCCCCCACCCCCAAUCCCCCCCCCCCCCGCGCCACAACCGCACAAUGUAUAGGUGUUGUACAUUUUGAUCUGUAAUGUGACAUUGCCUUAGAAAUCUCUUACAGAGCACAACAUUUCCAUAUGAGGAGACUUAGCAGGGUAUGGAUGGACAGAUGGGGGGGGGGGGGGGUGAGCAGAGGAGGGGAAGACCUGAGUGGGCCGGAGUGGGGGCUACUGCACUCAGACACCUCUUUUCGACAACCUGGUCUCUCUCGGUCUCUCUUUAUCUCUCCCACUCCCUCUUUGAGCUUGCCUAACCUCUUGGUUUGUCCUGCACACACAGCUUCACAGCCCAGGCCAGCCCAGGCCUAGACUAUUCCAAGGCCAGGCAUCACAGGGCUUAGGCCUAUUGGAGUUGCAGCACUAGCUAACUACGGUGGGAAUGUGGUGGCUCAGGCUAGCUAAAGCCUAGGCCGAGGUUAUAUCUGGCCUGCAAAAAUCAACCAAUCAACAAUCUGUCAAUCAAUCAAGCCUUGUGAAAUAUAUGCACAGCUGAGGGCAGAAUACUGAUCAGGGAUAGGAUAGACUCUGAGGCACUUAUUUGAGUGGAGGAGUGGUGGUUUAUAAACGUUUUACCUCAUAUGUCACAACAGGACAAUGGUUUUGGGUAUGUUGAUUCUUAAAUCAAUUGUCCAUGUUCGGUGCUUAGAUCAUGAUCAGCGUAUGAUCAUUGUAAGCACGUCACUAACUUUGUGGUUGUACGUUUUUGUGUGUUGUUUGUUAUUUACAAUGUGUGAAAUGCUGGAGAUCUAUCAUUUCAACAUUUGUUGAUGUAUGAUCCAUGUGUGUUCAAAUUUCAAUGUUAUUGGAAUUACCAUGCGUAUGUCUUUUAUUUGUCUUCUUAAUUGGUUGCAAGGACUAGCAAGGAUAAUCUACACUGUUCAUUUUAUACAUACAAAUUAAUCAAAACAUUCAUAUAUACUUUUUUAUGUGUUUGUAUAUUUACAUAUCUUGGGCAGAUAUAAUAUUGAUAUGGUUUCUCUGUCUGUACCAAACUUGUGAAAUCAAAUUAUGUUAGAGAGUGCCAAACUGGCUGUUUCCUGAAACAGACAUGAAAUUGCAAUAAAGUUAAUAUGAUUCCUGUUAUUUAGCCAACUUGCUGUAAGUUUUCUGUCUUCCCCUGCUUUGUGGGGAAUUCUCCAUAUCUUACGCUCUGUUCUGAAGAAUGAACAAUGUGGAGAAAGCUGAUUUGAUCUUUCUGGUGAUGCUAUGUUACAACCAUUUCUCCUCAGGCGGGGGAGUGUCCGUGUGCAGGACCAAUCAGGGGUUAGUUCUGCUCUGACUGACAUGUACUUCUCAGCUUUUCAUGAAACCAGUGAACUGUUUAAUCUAUGUUCCAAUUGUGCGUUACUGUACAUUUGUGUGUUUGCGUGUGUGUGUGUGUGUGUGUGUGUGUGUGUGAGAGUAUGUACAUGUAUGUAAGUGUAUAUUUCCUCUGUAAUGGGGUUUGGGGGUUUUAGGGGAGGGGGUUGGGGGUUUUAGGGGAGGGGUUGGGGUGGGGGGAAACUAGUUUUAAAAAAUAAAUUAAAAAAGAAGAGAAGCAAUGACUUAUCAUCCAGAAACUAGCCUUUCCGGUGCUCUCGUAGGAAUAGCCCAGCUGCUGACUAAGUCGGUGGUGGUGAGGUUUGUUGGCUGUGCCAGCUUUUGAACCCAAAUACUGUAUGUGGGCAUUGAACUCCCAAACGGAAGCACCUAAAACUGCCAUUGAGUGGUCCGAGUGUGUACUUUGAGUAGGAGCUUGGGGGAGUUGGAUGGUCGAGGCUGUCUGUGUCUUCGGACGAUAUAUAUAUAUGUUGGUCUGAAGUGGGUUGCCUUUCAAAAUGGAGUCUGGUCACAUAACUAAAUCUUCAGCUCCUCCAGUAUUCUGUGGGAAACCAUGGAAACAACAUAUUGACUGUUGUUGCAGCAAUGUUUUAACACAUUCCCUGGGGGAAACGUAGAGGGAUCAUUCACGGUGGAUUACAAAAUGUAUGUUAUUUAUACAUAUAUAAAGUAUAUGUAUAAAUAUGUCAUGUACUGUGGAUCAUGAAUCUGUGCUAAAGAUAUUGCCAAUUUCUGAAACAUAUAUUUGAGGGCGCUGCCUUGAAUCAGAUAGGACAUUCCGAAGUAUCUUCUUCCUUAAUAUUCAGCCAAUAGCACGUGCAGUAGUGGUGAAACAAAAACAAAAUGGGUUAAGGAUGAUUGUUGACAUGUAACGGUGUGCAACAUUUUGUGUCUUGGUCUAGACAAAAUGAGAAAAAAAUGCCCAUGUAGGGCAUUACAUGUCAACAAUCAUCCUUAACCCAUUUUGGGGGUUUCACCACUACUGCAAUCGAGCCACGUGCUAUUGGCUGAAUAUUAGGGAAGAAGAGAUUUUGGAAUGUCCCAUCUGAUUCAAGGUAGUGCCUAGUUAAAUAAAGGUUAAAUAUAUCAAAGUAAUAAAUAUAUAUUAAAAAAUAAAUAAAAGAUGUUUCUUUGUUUGGACCACUGUGUUUGCUGUAGUGUUGGCUCUCUCCUAAAAUAGUCCCUUUGGCAAAGUAUCAUAACAUAUACUCUUGCCAUGUGUAUACAAGAAACAGUAGGCAACACUAGAAUAUUAACCAUGAUGUCAGUACAGAAAGGGAGAUCUUUGACUAAUGCAGCAUUCGUGACCAAGUGGGAGGUGGGAAUUUAGAAGUUGUGAAGUCGUAAAAAACGAGUUGGUUGCAAUUUCCUGCUUUGAACUCGUCGAAACGCUGAUUGACUAAUGGCCAACAAGCUGCAAAAACCAUAAACUAAAAAUACAGCUGUCACGCUUGUAAACAAAUUAUAGUGUUCAAAAACCAUAUUAAUAGAUUUUUUAUAAAUAAUGUUUUGUUGCAUUUAACUGCCGGAAAUGCUAUUAUCGAGGUUAUAUCCUUAGUAGAUGAUGUCAGCAUGUAGGAGAAUGGGGAGCUCAGGAUGGUGGACAAGUUUCCCACAAGUAAUUACCAGUUGGAGGGCCGUUCAAGUGGAUUUUUCCCAGUUGUAUGUGGUAAAUUCCCACUUCUCACUUGGUUACGAAUGCAGCAUUAAGCGCAACUGAGUGCCCCCUACUACCCCCUGCCUUUGUAACUGUAUCUGUCCCUUAGUGGUUUUAACAGUGACCAGUCUAUGCUUGGCUCUUCUUUUGUUUUGUUCUUAUGUUGAAGAUGUUCUUUUUACAUUUUCUUUUCUCAAUGGGCAAACAAUGAAAUGUGUUAACUGUUUGGUAAAGUUUUUAGUGCUUCGUUUUUUGAGCCUGAAUAUUUUAUAACAUGUUACAAUGAAGAUUGUAGUGUACAAAUCCACAUUUAUAAUAUAUGAUAUGUAUGUUAUGAUGCAAUAAAAAUAAAGUAGUGAUUA